Messenger RNA from Mesocestoides corti, 2541 nucleotides. Lineage: Eukaryota; Metazoa; Platyhelminthes; Cestoda; Cyclophyllidea; Mesocestoididae. The record is from the annotation of a GenBank genome assembly.
AUGAUUUUCCGAGGCGAAUAUUUGUUUCUAACAUGUUUUUGGUUAAUAAGUGGGGUGAAUGGCCUAGCAAAGGAUGCUAAUGGGAGUUGUCCAUCUACAGCUCAUAUUAGUUGCAAAGAAGGCUUACUUCUACCCGUUUGGUCUCCUGUCGACAACGUCAGUAUUUUACAGACAGCAGGACGAUCAAUUGUCUAUUUUUUGUCUCUAAUGUAUUGUUUUUUGGGAGUCUCAAUUAUUGCGGACAGAUUUAUGGCUGCGAUUGAAGUAAUCACUAGCCAGGAAAAGGAGGUUAGGAUCAAAACAAAAUCAGGUGAAAUCCAAGUUAUAUCCGUUCGAAUAUGGAAUGAAACUGUGUCAAACCUGACAUUAAUGGCACUUGGAUCUUCUGCACCGGAAAUAUUGCUUUCCGUCAUUGAGAUUUGCGGAACUAAUUUCGAAGCUGGAGACCUUGGUCCUGGAACAAUUGUUGGUUCUGCUGCUUUCAAUUUGUUUGUCAUAAUCGGCAUCUGCAUCGCUGUCAUACCGAAAGGAGAAGUGCGCAGGAUAAAGCAUUUUGGCGUUUUUAUUGUCACCGCUAUUUGGAGCAUUUUUGCUUAUCUCUGGCUCUAUUUUAUUAUCGCCAUAACUUCUAAAGGUAUUGUGGAAUUUUGGGAAGCAUUUCUUACAUUUCUUUUUUUCCCAAUCACCGUUAUUACUGCUUACGUGGCUGACAUUAAGCUCUUUCAGAAAAAGUUUUUGAAAAAGAAGUACAAGGCAAGAGGAAAAGGAAAAUAUACUUUCCAAUCAGUUGAUGAUCUAGAAGCAAAUGGAAAAAUUCCCAAUGAAGAAUUUGAAAAAACUCGGCUAGAGUACAUCGAAACCAUAAAAGAAAUUCGCAAAAAGCAUCCCCAUAUUGACCCCAAAGAACUUGAGGAGCUGGCACAAAUAGAAGUUCUGAACAAAGGACCGAAGUCAAGGGCAUAUUAUCGCAUACAGGCAACCCGACAAUUGACAGGAGGUGGCAAUUUAGUGACAAAAUCAAAGCUCGAACGCAAGUUGUCCAUUCAUACUGCCGAAAUAACUGAACUGUAUGGGCCGCAGACUCAGCAAUUCUACUUUGAUCCUGGUCAUUAUACCGUAAUGGAAAACGUCGGCAGCUUCCAUAUUACUGUUUCACGGAGAGGUGGAGACCUUCGAAAUGAGGUUGCAAUCGACUAUGCUACAGAAGAUGGAACUGCAGUUGCCGGUGAAGACUAUGAGCCUACUAAUGGGACACUCGUGUUCAGACCCGAUGAGCAACAUAAGCAAAUCUCCAUAACUGUGAUUGAUGAUGAUAUUUUUGAAGAAGACGAACACUUUAAUGUCCGCCUUAGCAAUCUUCGCAUAGUUCACAGUUACGAGCCGAAUCCUGAUUGUCGGAUCGUUGAUCCGUCUGUCGCUACUGUCAUGGUGCUCGAUGAUGAUCACGCUGGUGUUUUUCACUUUAGUUCUGAAUCAGUCGACGUGAGUGAAUCAUGCGAAGUUGCCGAGUUCUCUGUUUGCCGCAGUUCAGGAGCCCGAGGUGUUGUGCGACUUCCUUUUAAAACGGUUGAUGGAACAGCUAAGGGUAACGGAGAAGACUACAUGGACACGUCCGGAUAUAUUGAGUUUCAGAACGAUCAGACUGAGGCUCUCAUUCGCGUGCCUAUUGUGGACGAUAAUGAAUACGAAAAGAAUGAAUACUUUUUCAUUGAACUUGGAGAACCCAUUCUCAUGGAAAGAGAAGGUAUAGUCAUUAUCUUAACACUCGUAGACUAUUUUCGAAUUGAUCGUUUGGUUAAGCACGGCAAAUGGGCUCUUCUGGUCGGCACUUCCUCCUGGAAGGAGCAGUUUGUAGACGCCAUCACCGUCAGUGCUGGCAGUGACGAAGACCUCGAGGCGAUAGCGGAGGGUGAGGUAAAAAUGCCCUCGUGCAUGGACUACGUUAUGCACUUCUUGACUGUCUUCUGGAAGGUUCUAUUUGCAUUCGUGCCUCCAACCGAUUACGCCGGUGGUUGGUUGUGCUUUGUUGUGAGCAUAAUAGCGAUCGGCUUCCUGACGGCAGUGAUUGGCGACCUCGCCUCCGCCUUCGGGUGCACAGUGGGCCUCACAGACGUCGUCACCGCCACCACCUUCGUUGCUCUGGGCACGAGUUUGCCCGAUACGUUCGCGAGCAAAGUUGCCGCCAUCGGCGACAAGUACGCCGACUCGUCGAUAUGCAAUGUGACGGGGAGCAACGCCGUCAACGUGUUCCUGGGGAUCGGCGUGGCGUGGACCAUCGCGAGCGUCGUCCACUGGGCCCGCGGGACCACCUUUUAUGUUCCCGCUGGUUCGCUUGGGUUCUCAGUGACCAUAUUCUGCAUAUUCGCCCUGGUGGCGAUUGCCGUGUUGGUGAUCCGACGCAAACCAGCCUUCGGUGGCGGCGAGCUGGGCGGCACACCAAUCAGCAUCAAGUGGCUUUCGUCGAUUUUCCUCCUCUCGCUUUGGCUAAUCUAUGUACUUCUCACUUCCCUAGAGAACUACUGCUAUAUUGUCGGCUUCUGA